Nilaparvata lugens (brown planthopper) is the source of this 2135-nucleotide messenger RNA. RefSeq names its product serine/threonine-protein phosphatase 6 regulatory ankyrin repeat subunit B. The coding region runs from base 172 to 1107 and encodes 311 amino acids. Gene Ontology annotation, cellular component: nucleus; cytoplasm. The transcript is spliced from 7 exons. Gene Ontology annotation, molecular function: protein binding. NCBI's taxonomy places the organism in Eukaryota, Metazoa, Arthropoda, Insecta, Hemiptera, Delphacidae. The record is from RefSeq and is a predicted model, not a curated record.
CUCAGCCUCUCACACUGUACCACUCAGUCGCUACUCCUUCUCACUUCUCGCCAGUUUGCACCCGGAAGCUUCAGCGGACAGACACCAGAGGACAGACAUCAUCUUUCAAAGAUUGACCAUCAAUAACUACAAGUUGAAGUCACGUGAAAAGUGCUGGAGCCAAUCAGAAACAUGACGGAGAUCCGGCAGCGAUUCGAAAAUCACGAGGAAGAAAUCGCCGAUCUCGGAGAACAGGAGAAACCUGUCAACAAGGAGGAACCGGCACCAGUUGGUGAUGAGUUGAUGGUUGCCUCUGGUGAAGGGGACAUUGUUCACAACGAUGACGCACAGCCUGACUUGCAACCCGAGAACGAGCACAUCAUGACCCGCGGCGAGAACGAAGAAGAACAAAGAGAUCAUGCAGAGAUCACAUUGCAGGUAUCUAUAGCACUCCAAAGACUCGGAGAUUCAGGAAGACUUGAGGAGGUUCAACAAGAAGAUACAGAUGAGGAACAUUAUGAAGAGGAAGACAUUAAUGUCAGCGACAGUGAAGAUGAGGACGAUCUUGAGGAUGUUGUUGAUGAUGAUGAUGAUGAUGAUGAUGAUGAUGAUGAUGAUGAAGAAGAAGACGACGAAGAAGAAGACGACGAAGAAGAUGAAGAUGAUGAUGAUUACAAUGUUAAAGAUGAUGUCAAAAACAUAAUCCAUCGAUUUACGUAUUUGCUGGGAAAUGAUAUUAGAAGCUUAAUGCUAUACCUUUCUAUAUUUAACGGUUUUGAGAAGAAUACUACUACAGCACUGCACAUCAGCGCUUGGCUGGGACAUGAGACAUUGGCACUUAGAUUGUUGAAGAAAGGAAGAAAUGUUGAUGUCAAUGCUCGAGAUAUUGGAGGGCGAACUGCUCUCCACAUGGCUGCCUGGAAAGGCCACAGUGAAAUCAUUCAAAUGCUCCUGGAACACGGCGCUCACCCGUUGGUCAUCAGUCACCAAGCAGCUACUCCUUUGGCGAUCGCUCUUCAGGAGGGACACAAUGACUGCAUAAAAAUACUUGCGACAGCAUGUGGAGAAUCUAAGCUAGAGAAACUAAGCAAUUAUGGGAUAUUGUUUGAAAAGCCCCACCUAUGGUGAGAGGACCCCCAGACAUCUCCCGUUGUAUGUGUGUUCGCGUUGAGGAAUAGAAAGAAUCAUCUCGACCAAUGGCAAGCGAGCAUUCAUGACUACUGACUUUCAAUAUUAAUCGGACGACAAAUAAUGUUUGUCUUAAUUGUUAAAUUUAUCAUAUUGAUUUCAAAAUAAUUUUGAUUUGAUUUCAAAUAUAUAAGUUACACGAUACCUGAAGAUUUAUGUAACUUGAUGAAAAUCGUGUUUGUAAUAUCUAUUUACUAAAUGGUUGAUUGUUUAUUUUUGCUAGUUUAUUAAUAGUGUCUGAAAAUUUAAACGAUUUUAUGUAGAUGAAAGACGAGGGAAUAUGUUAUAUUAUGCUUUAUUUGAUUGCUUUAUUUGUUGCUUGUGUAAUUGUUUGAAGAGUUAUAAAAUGUUUUAUAGGAAAAGAAAGAAGAAAAAAUUUAUAAGUAGUAUAAGAUAAAUAGUUAAUGUGUAAUUACAUUUUACUUUUUUACAUUUUUUCGUUUAUAUUUUUUAAGACUCGUAUCUGAGGUACUCAAGAUUUUUCAGACUGAAUGAAACUGAUAGUUCAAACUAUAAUAAUAAGGACCCGAUUGCACAAACAUUUAUAGAGUUUAACGGUGAUAAAAUGCUGAUUGAUGAUGACCUCUCUCGUUGGUUCUAGUGACAUCAUCUAAUCAUGGCUGAAAUCAAAAAAUAGUUUCGUGCAACCAGGAAUAAGUCUAAUUAACUAAAGAUGAGUCAUUAAUCCAAGACAUGAGUUCAUGAUAAAUAGUUAUAGUUUAUAUACUGUAGAUGAAUAUUUAUAGAAUGGACUGGAAAAGCAAGAGGGGAGAGAAAAGAGACAAAACUUGCAAAAUGAUAAAUAAAUUUGUAGAGUAAGCGUGAAUGUUUUGUCGGUUCAACGUUCCUUUUUACUUGAAUUUAUUGGAGGGAUAAAUAUUAUGUGAAUCAGUUUUUUGGAUUUUCUAUAACUACAAUUAAUAAGAUGUGUUCAAUUUUAUAAAUAAUUAAAGAUUUGUAUUUCUUAA